Molecule: messenger RNA, 426 nt
Organism: Trametes versicolor FP-101664 SS1
Lineage: Eukaryota; Fungi; Basidiomycota; Agaricomycetes; Polyporales; Polyporaceae
Exons: 1
Source: RefSeq, a predicted model, not a curated record
ACUCUCAAUGUCCCCGCACCUCAGAACCCCACAGAAUGCGUACCGUACUUGAUAACCUGGUCCGGGGGCACACCGCCGUACACGCUCUCUAUCGUCUCGCCACGGGCUCCGCCCGACAGCGUCUUUUCCAACCUCGAUGUAACCUCCUUCACCUGGGCGGCUAAUAUUCCUGCGUCAUUUUCGGUCGCCUUCAAAGUCGUGGAGGCCACCGGGAGCUCCGUUACGACCAGCGCCGUCACGAUGCACAAGGGAGACGAUGAGAGUUGUUUGGAUAGCUCAGCCGGGUCCGCGUCGCAGCCAAGCGACCCCUCCACAUCCUCGUCGGCACCUCCACCAUCCCCUUCCCCGUCUCCUUCACCGACGUCUCCUUCCACGACUACGACAAGUACCACGUCCACGGAUUCACCCUCUCCGACGUCACAAUCC